This is a messenger RNA of Vigna umbellata (rice bean), 2643 nucleotides long. Its product is annotated as ent-copalyl diphosphate synthase, chloroplastic. NCBI's taxonomy places the organism in Eukaryota, Viridiplantae, Streptophyta, Magnoliopsida, Fabales, Fabaceae. The record is from RefSeq and is a predicted model, not a curated record. Gene Ontology annotation, cellular component: chloroplast. Gene Ontology annotation, molecular function: terpene synthase activity; magnesium ion binding. Gene Ontology annotation, biological process: gibberellin biosynthetic process.
AAUCUCCUGGGAAACCAUUUGUCUGCUUGCCUCUCCUUCGCCUUUUAAACUCUGCCUUUCUCUCCACAACCAAACAUAAAUUAUUUUGAAUCAACUCAAACACACCAUGGCUUCUUCCUUCUCCACCCACUGCCACCUUCCUUCUUUCUCUUCUUCUAACCAUUUCCUUUUUCCAUCUCCAUCAUCUUCGUCAUCUUCUUCUUUUAUUUCUCUUCACCUCUUCUCCAAAUCCUCUCUUGGUUCUGUGCUCUCUGAUACCAGCGACAAACAAGAGAUAAGAUGCAGAGCUAUAUCCAAGUCACGAACACAAGAAUAUUCAGACAUAUUUCAGGGUGGUCUAACAGUAUUAAAGUUGCCUGAUGUUAAUGUGGAGGAGGACAUAGAAGAGGAGCAAGACACUGGGGUUUUGGUGGCAAAAGAGAUCAAGAAGAGAGUGGACACUAUCAAAUCAAUAUUGAGUUCGUUGGAAGAUGGAGAGAUAACUGUGUCUGCUUAUGACACUGCUUGGGUUGCUCUGGUAAAAGAUGUUAAUGGAAGUGGUGCUCCUCAGUUUCCAACGAGUCUAGAAUGGAUAGCAAAAAACCAACUUGAGGAUGGAUCAUGGGGUGAUCAGGAAUUGUUUUCAGCCCAUGAUCGGAUCAUAAACACGUUAGCUUGUGUUAUUGCAUUAAAAUCAUGGAAUAUGCACCCUGAAAAGUGUGAGAAAGGAAUGACAUUUUUUAAGGAGAAUCUUAACAAGCUUGAGGAUGAGAAUGCGGAGCAUAUGCCAAUUGGGUUUGAAGUAGCUUUCCCAUCACUUCUUGACCUGGCUCGUGAGUUGGAGAUCGAUGUGCCUGAAAAUUCCCCAAUCCUGAACAAAAUCUUUGCAAUGAGAAACGUAAAACUCACAAGAAUACCAAGAGAGAUGAUGCAUAAAGUGCCCACAAGUCUGCUUCAUAGCUUGGAAGGGAUGUCAGACCUGGACUGGAAAUCACUUCUGAAACUUCAGUCUCAAGACGGGUCUUUCUUGUUUUCUCCUUCUUCCACCGCUUUUGCUCUCAUGCAAACCAAAGAUCAAAAUUGCCAUGGUUACUUGAAUCAAAUCGUCAAGAGGUUCAAUGGUGGAGUUCCAAACGUGUAUCCAGUGGAUUUGUUUGAACAUAUUUGGGUGGUUGAUAGGCUAGAACGCCUAGGAAUAUCUCGGUAUUUUCAGCAAGAGAUCAAAGACUGUAUAAGCUAUGUUUAUAGAUAUUGGACCGAGAAGGGUAUUUGUUGGGCAAGAAAUUCAGAUGUUGAAGACAUCGAUGACACGGCAAUGGGUUUCAGAUUACUGAGAUUACAUGGCCAUCAAGUUUCAGCUGAUGUGUUCAAACACUUUGAGAAGAACUGUGAAUUUUUCUGUUUUAAGGGACAAAGCACACAAGCUGUGACAGGAAUGUUCAAUCUGUUAAGGGCGAGUCAAGUAAUGUUUCCUGGAGAGAAAAUUCUAGAAGAUGGGAAGAAGUUCUCCUCAAAAUUUUUGAAGGAAAAGAGAGAAGCAAAUGAGUUAGUAGAUAAAUGGAUUAUAAUGAAAAACUUACCAGAAGAGGUGGCAUACGCAUUGGACGUGCCAUGGUAUGCAAGUAUGCCUCGAGUGGAGACAAGAUUCUACAUUGAUCAAUACGGCGGUGAGAGUGACGUAUGGAUUGGCAAGACUCUUUACAGGAUGCCCUUUGUGAACAACAACAACUAUCUGGAGCUUGCUAAAUUAGAUUACAACAAUUGUCAAGGAAUGCAUCUAAUGGAGUGGGGGAGGAUUCAGAAGUGGUACUCAGAAUCUAGAUUGGCAGAAUUUGGAAUGAACAGAAGAACUCUUCUGUUGGCUUAUUUUCUGGCAGCAGCGAGCAUAUUUGAACCAGAAAAAUCUCAUGUGAGGUUUGCUUGGGCCAAAAGCACAGUCUUACUUGAGACCAUAACAUCCUAUGUUAGUGAUGCAGAAAUGAGAAAAACUUUCAUGAAAGGUUUCAGUGACUGCAUUAGCAGGCGUGACUCCAUUGGCUGGAGGUUCAACAGGAACACAACAGGACAUGGACUGGUGAAAACUUUGGUUACGACCAUAGAUCAAAUAUCAUGGGAUAUACUUGUUUCUCAAGGUCAUGAAAUCGGAUAUGAUAUGCAUCGUGCGUGGGAAAAGUGGCUUUCAAGUUGGCACGAGGAAGGAGACAAAUGUGAAGGACAAGGAGAGCUUUUGGCGCAGAUAAUAAACCUAUGUGGUGGGCAUUGGAUUUCAGAGGAUCAAAUGUUCGAUCCUCAAUAUGAGACUCUCCUUCAACUCACUAACUCACUCUGCCAUACACUCUAUUGUCAUCAAAAGGACAAGGAAUCGGAGAGCAUGAUAUUCCCAGAAGUUGAGUCGCAAAUGCAAGAACUGGUGCAAUUGGUGUUCCAAAAAUCUCCAUCUGGCAUUGAUUUCAAUAUCAAGAACACUUUUCUCACUGUGGUAAAGACUUAUUACUAUGCAGCUUUCUGUGAUUCAAGGACCACCAACUUCCACAUUGCCAAAGUUCUGUUUGAUAAAGUUAUUUAAAUUUUUAUUUGAAGAAUAGUUUCUAGACUUCUCCGUCAUUGUGAAUAUUUUUCUUCCGUUAUUUUCCAAUGUUAGGAAAAGAUUCAGAUGUUGCGGCU